UUCUUCUCCAGCGUUCAAAGCACGGAAGGGUUCUCUGCCUAAUGGAGUUUAGUUAUUUAUCUGAAAAAAAUAAACAAACAAUCCCCACCAAAAACAUUUUUAACAACUCUUCCAGGCGAUUCGAGCAUUUUAGGGAAGGUGUUAAGGAAAGCGGCGUCAAUACUGCCCGAGUCUGACGCAGCCCGCGAGCAAGGCCGACCCCCAAGCCCGCCGCCCGGCACUCCGCCCCCGUCUCCCUCCAGCACAGGAGGCGGAGCGGAGCCGCGGAUCCCAUCGCCACGGCAACGCGGCGGCCGCAAACCGCUCCCGGGACACGCGGCGGAUCCCACCGGCGGCGGACACGAGCGCCGGGAGCGGGCGCGGCCCGACGGAGAGGAGCCCGCCUUAGGCCUGGCCAGCAGCGUGCAAUGCCUCUCUUUGGGAACUCCUUCAGCCCGAAGAAGACCCCCCCCAGGAAAUGGGCCUCGCUGUCCAACCUGCACCUGCUGGAUAGAUCCACCCGUGAGGUUGAGCUGGGCCUGGAAUACGGCACCCCCUCAAUGAACCUCGCUGGCCAGAGCCUGAAGUUCGAAAAUGGCCACUGGGUUUCAGAAUCAGGAGGCUUCGUGGGGGAUCGCAGGGAACUGCAGCGCUUGCGCAAACGAAACCAGCAGCUAGAGGAAGAAAACAACCUACUUCGGCUGAAAGUGGACAUCCUGCUGGACAUGCUCUCUGAGACCACCGCCGAGUCCCACCUCAUGGAGAAGGAGCUGGAGGAGCUGAAGCAGCACAGCCGGAGGAAGAAGUGAACAAGAGAUGGCCAGGCUGGUUCUGGGUCUUGGCCCACAGGAUGCUGGGGCUGGCUUGGGCCUCCCAGCCAUGUUGGUACGGUGUGGAGGUACUUUGUUUCACGGGACCACGAGCGCCGAGAUGCCUCCAGCGUUGUGCGGUGCCGUGGGUACUUCUAAUGGCUGCUUUGGCACGGCAGCGCUGUUAUUAACACGAGUUUCCUCAGAGCACUUUACCUUGCUAGGUUUCCUCACCGCAGCCCAGCACGGGCGGGGCACGUCGGUCUCCUGAGGGCUCCUCCUCGCCUUCUCUGCUUACCGGAGCGGGGAGAGCCCUGCCCGCCCCCCCGGGAGCCCGCGGGUGCUUCUGCAAGCCUCACCGUCUCUGCCUUGGGCGAGCAGGAUGCUGGAGUUGCUCGUUCUCGAGAGUUUUGCAUAUUUUAUAUAAAACCUUGCAAUUAAAACCCGCUUUCUGAGGGUGUUUGUGACGCGUCGCGCUCUGCUGCGGGGGCCGGGGCGGAGGGCGGCCGCUGCUCCUCCGGGCCGCCAGGGGCCGCUGCCUCGCACGGGCUGGCUGGCGGGAGGGCGGCCGCGCUU
Pyrgilauda ruficollis (rufous-necked snowfinch) is the source of this 1364-nucleotide messenger RNA. It is a transcript of the gene CBY1, whose product is annotated as chibby family member 1, beta catenin antagonist. The transcript has 5 exons. The coding region runs from base 408 to 788 and encodes 126 amino acids. Gene Ontology annotation, cellular component: nucleus. NCBI's taxonomy places the organism in Eukaryota, Metazoa, Chordata, Aves, Passeriformes, Passeridae. The record is from RefSeq and is a predicted model, not a curated record. Gene Ontology annotation, biological process: negative regulation of Wnt signaling pathway.